Cetraspora pellucida is the source of this 315-nucleotide messenger RNA. The record is from the annotation of a GenBank genome assembly. NCBI's taxonomy places the organism in Eukaryota, Fungi, Glomeromycota, Glomeromycetes, Diversisporales, Gigasporaceae.
AUGCUCUGCUAUGCAGAUAUAAUCAUCAAAGUCAAAUAUGUUAAACGAAAUGAAAAAGAUGAUGCAAAAGUAUUUACAAUAUGGGCUAUUGGAACAUAUCCAACAGGACAUGAAAACAAUGAAAUUGAAAUGAUUUUGUUUUUAUCUGUCAAUCCUAAUGAUCAAGACCCUGAAUCACAAGCAAUCUUCAAAAAAAAUGAAUAUUAUUCUGUUAGAAGAAAAAUUAUGCCUGGAUCCUAUGCAGGACAAAUUAGACCAAAAGUAUCUAAACAUUAUAAAAAAAAAUUCAAUGUUGACCUAUUACCCAUUGACUAA